Messenger RNA from Sphaeroforma arctica JP610, 651 nucleotides. RefSeq lists its product as hypothetical. The transcript has 3 exons. The annotation marks the transcript as partial. The record is from RefSeq and is a predicted model, not a curated record. NCBI's taxonomy places the organism in Eukaryota, Ichthyosporea, Ichthyophonida. Gene Ontology annotation, molecular function: oxidoreductase activity, acting on the CH-CH group of donors.
AACAAUAGCAACAGCCAAGUGCUGACAGUUAUCCACGACAUACUUGUGUGCAUACUUGUAUUGGAAAACGGGGUGUGUUGUGUGCACUGUGCAGUUCGAUCACAGAAAACAUGUUUGUUCUGGCUAAUCGCCUCCCCUUUGUCGGACGUGUAGCCACAAAGGCUGCAUGUGCCUACUCCUUGCGCUCUACGUCGGCGGUCCCGCAGUUCACUCAGCUCAAGUACAAGAGCACCACGAGUUUUGCCAACGAGGGCGAACUAAACAAGUGGACCAAUGAUUUCCUGAAGGCUGUGGAGGAUGUGCCCACAGCCACUGACCCGUAUCAGAGUUCCAAUGUUCUGCGUAAGCUGGUGAAGACCGGCUUGCUAAGGUUUACGGACAUGCGCGACGCGCCCGAGAAGUUCUUUAUGGCUCAUCGCAUGCUGGCUACCAUUGGCCUAGGGGGAUUCGGCAUUCGCUUCACAGUGCAAUUCAACCUGUUCACCGGCAGCAUUGUGGGUCUAGCCGGGCCUGAGCAGCUACCUAUGCUUGAUCAAAUCCAGAAGAAGGGACAGUUGGGAUGUUUCCUACUGACUGAGAACCAGGCGGGUGUGCUAUCCGGGCUGAUUGUCGGGACGACAGCCGACUGGGAUAGCAAGACACAGGUAUAUA